AUGUGUGAUCAUAACCUCUAUGACAUGUCUUACUUUGUGUUGGGAGGUGAGGUGAGGGCGGCCGAACAAGUGGUCAGACUUUUAAAUCUCUUUGAUCGCACAUUCCCUCGGCACGGAUUUCUGGCCAAAUCCGCUAAAAAUAAAAAGAAAUUAUUGAGGAGCUCGAGGGCUUUAAAUUGGAAAACUCUCCAAAAGGCAUCGGAGGUGGAGUUUAUGGGCCGAGCACGAUGCACAGAGUAUUGUUCGUAUGUUUGGUCAUCGGCGGUAAGUGCCCGUUUUGAAUUUUCUAAUUUUUGGAUUUAAAUAUUGUCGAAAUUGGGAAAAUAGUGGCAUAUUUGGGAAAAUAUUUUUAUAAGUUAAGAUGAAAUUAACAAAAAAUGUCUUAUAAGUGACAUAAACUUAAAUAGUUACAUAUUUUCACAGCUAAAAUGAUGGCGAAGAUACCAUUAUUAUUAAUUCAAGGUUAAUUUAAGUGUUGUCAGGCAUGGUGUCGGCUUCUGAUGAUGAAGAACGUCUGAUGGUCGACAUAUUUCGUGGCUACAAUUCCCUGAUCCAGCCAGUUAAGAACCUGAACGAUACGCCUAUUAUCGUGAGGAUAGCCUUGCAAUUGGUGUUGUUAAUCAAUGUGGUAAGUAAUCAAUUAAGUAUUUUGAGCUAACAUUUAAUUUUUAAAUAAUAGUAUGAUACGUAUGACAAACAUAUUGAUAAUUCAAAAUUCAGGACGAGAAAGAUCAAAUUAUGCAUACAAAUGUCUGGCUAACUUUGGUAAGUUUUACUAUUUUAAUCUUAAAUUCAAUUUAUUUUUAUAUUUCUUGGCAAAUAUUUUAAGUUUUUAACUGACAUUACUUAUUGUAAUUUAUUUUUUAGAAAUGGAAGGACUUCCAAAUGAAAUGGAACCCUGUAAACUAUGGUGGAAUCAAACAAAUCAGAGUAAACCCUGACAAAGUUUGGCUACCUGAUAUUGUACUAUUUAACAAGUAAGAGCCGUCCCAGUGAUAAAAACCUUAUCGCAUUAUAAUUUUCUGCUAUUUGAAGGACUAUAUCAAAGUAUUACUCAACUACAAGUUUAUUUUCAUUCUUUUCAGUGCUGACGGUAACUACGAAGUGUCAUUUAUGUGUAAUGUUGUGAUAGAGAACAACGGCGACAUGUUGUGGGUACCUCCUGCCAUCUACAAAAGUUCUUGCAUUAUUGGUAUGGUUUUGUAUGCCUCCGUCAUACUUUUUUAAUUUUUAUGAACUUGUUAUUAGUUUACCUUACUAUAGUAAAUUUGAAAGUACAACUAUAUUAGUUUAGACGUGGAGUACUUUCCAUUCGACGAACAGACCUGUCACCUUAUCUUUGGCUCAUGGACAGUAAGUUUAAUAUAGUGAUCAGGGCCGGGCGGGGACUUUUAGUCUGGGGACGGGGGUCGAAAAAAUCGGCAAGGUUUCGAAAUUUUUUUUCUGGGAGGGUAGUGAUUACCUUUCACUUCUUUAGUACAACGAAAACGAGAUCAAGUUGGAAUUUGAACAAGCAGAAUGGAUCGAUCUGUCUGAAUAUGCUCCUAGUUCUAUUUGGGAUGUCAUGGAUGCCCCAGCUUCAUUAGUCACUCACAGAAGUCGAAUCGAGUUCCAAUUGAAGAUACGGUAAGUUACGUCAUGAUUAUCAUCAAAUCUCGUAAAUUAUUGAAGUUUGAAAAAAACACCAAACGUAAUGCAAAUUGUAGGCGUAAAACAUUAUUCUACACGGUCGUACUUAUCAUCCCGACUGUUCUGAUGGCCUUCCUGAGUAUGGCUGUAUUCUUCUUGCCUACAGACUCCGGAGAGAAGAUGACAUUAACCAUCUCCGUGUUGCUGUCUAUUGUCGUAUUUUUACUUCUGGUCUCCAAGAUUCUACCUCCAACUUCAUCUACUAUUCCUCUGAUGGCCAAAUACCUACUGCUCACGUUUGUUCUCAACGUUAUCACUAUCCUUGUCACAGUAAUCAUCAUCAACGUCUAUUUCCGUGGCCCUACAACCCAUCGAAUGCCAAAAUGGGUCAAAGUGGUGUUCUUAAAGGUGAGAUUUUAUUUUAAGUACCACCCUGGUAUGCUCGUUUUUACUCUCAAUAUGUUUAGGUCAUGCCCAGAUUCCUAUGUAUGAAACGGCCAAAACCAGCGAUGCAAAAGAUGAUGAAUAACAAAGAAAUGAGGAAUGGACUCAUGACAUUGCCUGGUAUUGGCGACUUCGCAGUAAAUCCUUCACAUCAUCAUCCCCACUGUCCAUCUUCUGAUAUGCCGAGGUUUGUAAUCUUUACUCUUAUAUUAUCAUUGUCUCACCAAUAACACUAACUUUAGUAAUCGCCCCAAGUACGAAGUGUCCCAUGAAGACCAGAUCAAGAAUCUUGACCCCACAACUGCCGCUUUUUAUCCUCUAACUCCCGACGCCAUUAGAGCCAUUGAUGCUGUAGAAUUCAUCACAGAUCACUUGAAAAAGGACGAAGAAUAUAAAAUGGUAAGAAUACUUCAAAUGCCAUUCCUAAAUUUAAGAAAAGUCAAAUAAUUAAUGUCAUUUUAGCAUCGCGACGACUGGAAAUACGUGGCCAUGGUAAUAGACAGAUUCCUAUUAUACGUAUUCUUUGGCGUGACAUUAGGUGGAACACUAGGUAUUCUUUUAUCAGCUCCAUACGUUUUCCAUUCUGUGGACCAACAGUAUCAGUUGGACAGGCUAACUGCUCUGUACAAAGCCGGUAGACAAGAUUAG
This is a messenger RNA of Bursaphelenchus okinawaensis, 2721 nucleotides long. NCBI's taxonomy places the organism in Eukaryota, Metazoa, Nematoda, Chromadorea, Rhabditida, Aphelenchoididae. The record is from the annotation of a GenBank genome assembly.